AUGACCGCCACGGAAACACCGGAAGUCCACGUCCACAUGCAGGGACAGGAAGCCCUCUUUUCUGAGAAUAUGCCCUUAAGAGAAGUCAUUGUGCAUCUAACAAACCAGCUGGCCAUGGGAAUCCCAAACAGCGUGAACGUGGGGUCACCUUUCUGGACUCCUCAAGACACUUCCAUGGAAACAGGGCAGAGAGAGAAGGGAAAUGAAGAUAAAGAAAGUGGCGGCAACGUUUCUUCGAAAACCUGUCAAGCAAAUGACAGUAUUACUAGUCAAAGUGAUCAGACACCUCUCCUGCUCAUUGUCCAACAAGAGAACUGUCCUCGGCUGGAAGAAGGGGCUGUUUCUCUGGAGAAUCCACUCCGCUCCAGAAGAGCAGGUCCAGGCACCUCCAGGUCCCAGGAAGGGCCCCUGGAAGGAGCCUCUCAUCAAGAUGUCCUUCUGGAGGAAGCAGGCUUUCUCUCCGGGCCAGACCAGGUCACCCUGGAGCCUGUUCCUGCCCGUCGGAGCACUGAGGGAAACUCUGCUUGCGAGGAACACCGAGAAGGAUUCCACGGAGUCCAAAAAGCAUACAAGUGUGAGGACUGUCCCAAGGUCUUUAGGUAUUUCUCUCGGUUGAAAGUUCAUCAGAGGAGACACCGGAAUGAGAGGACAUUUGUUUGUGCCGAGUGCAACAGAGGCUUCUUCCAGGCAUCAGACCUGCGUGUGCAUCAGAAGACCCACACCGGAGAGAAGCCUUUCCUGUGCAGCACGUGCAAAGCGGCCUUCAGCCACAAAACCAACCUGCGGGCUCACGAGAGAAUCCACACGGGGGAGAAGCCCUAUGCGUGUCCCCUGUGCCGGAGAAGCUACCGCCAGUCAUCCACCUACCACCGCCACCUGAGGACGCACCAGAAGGUUGCCCUCAGGAGUGUCCCCUCCACGCCACAAGCUUCCUUGGCCACAGCCCUAAUGUAAUGUCUAUAAAUCUGUAUGCGAGGAUGUUUAUUCCCAGAGUUCUUCUCUAUUUAGAAUGUACUUUAUAACUUCCUGAUUGUAUUUUGCAUUUAUUGCUUCACCCCAAUAAAAUGU
Molecule: messenger RNA, 1068 nt
Organism: Vicugna pacos (alpaca)
Lineage: Eukaryota; Metazoa; Chordata; Mammalia; Artiodactyla; Camelidae
Source: RefSeq, a predicted model, not a curated record